AGAAGGAGGUUAUAGCGGAGGAUGCUGUUUGCCACUAUCUAAUGAAAGACAAGAACUCGAGGGGAUAUCCUGAAAUGGACGGAGACCAGAGUAGCCAAGUCAGUGGCGGCAGGAAGCCUCGCCAAGAUCAGGACCUGCACUCCCUCAGCCUGCAGCCAAACAGUGUCAUGGCUGUAGACUCCAAGUCUACCACAGAUGACCUCUUCAGUGUCCUCCCCUCUGGUAGCAAACGGAUGUAUGUCUAUGAAUUAGUAGUACCAGUGGAAUAUUCUUCAGACCUGAAAGUCAUGAAGGAGCCUGAGAGUGAGAGCACCCCAACUGGUGAGGAUGGUGGUGAAGAUGAGUUGCCGAGGAGGGAGGGAGGUGGACUGGAGCAGGCCCAGGCCCCACACAUCCAGCCCUCUGAGUUCUCCAUGGAGCCCCAGAGUUCUCCAGGGGAGGGAGGGAGUCCACUGGAGGGCAGCACAGACAGGCCUGUGGCAGGCCAGCAGUUCCCUGUCCGCACCUAUAUCUGCUCUCUGUGUGGAACCUUCUGUCCUGACACUCUGUUCUUAGAGGAACACGUCAGAAUGAUACACCCCGACUCUGCUGGUGCCCCAGGACACAUGGGAGAAGUUUUCCUUCAAUCAAGCAAGUCUUCAGCCAAUGACAUUACGUUUUUAGUUUUGCCACAUAUGCCGCCCCAGACCAACCAUGUCGACUGUGCUUCAUUGAAAGGGCCAAGAGGAAUAAAGCGAAAGAGGACCAUUGGGCCUAAUGCUCAAGGGAAUUCAUUAGACCUACUGGAGCAAAUUGCCUCCCCAAACACCAGCUCCGACUGCCACGCUCCGACAGCAACUCCUGCCCCCUCCACACCAAAGAUUUUUAAAGAAAUUUGCAGCAUACUCCAUCUGUCAUCGGGUGGGAAAAAGAAAAGAAUUAAAGUCACAGUGGAUGAACUGGGUCGCAGGGUAGGUUCUCCGGAAUACAUGUCAUUUUCGUCCAUAGCGACAUACUUAAGGACAGAUAAUAACGCAAGGAAAGAACUGCAAGUCCAGCUGGAGGAUGCUGGGAUUAAGCCCACCCAGGUUACAGCCAAGGUGUCCCUGUUUUCUCGGCUUUGUGAAGAAGAGGUAGAUGCAUUAUGUGAGAGCCUUGCUGUCCUGGUGAGAGACCAUCUUCCCUUUGAAGGUCUCCAUGUCAUUCCUGAGGCAGAGGAUGAGAUGGUGACUCUGAGGAGUUUGUCUGAGUUCCGGUCCCAUCUAAGGAGAGCCACGGCAGCCAUCAAGGAAAGAGUUGAAGCUGUGGACCUGGCCUCCCAUGGAUUCAUGUCCAAAAUGCUGGACAUCAUGCUGUCCAUAUUCGAAAAAUGUUUGGACAACCAAAGCAGUACGUAUUGAAAAUGCAAAUUUUGGGGGAAAUAUAGUUUAUGAUUAGCGGACCCAAGUGGAAUUUGUUAGUUUUCAGUGGAGACCCAGAAUGAAAAUGUGUGGGAUUUACGUUUUUCUUUUUUUGCUUGUAAUGUGAAAGAUAAUAUAUAUAUUUUUUAAAUGUGCGAAUGAGUCAUUGCAAAUUCACUGUGGGCCUGGUAAUUAACUACCAAACCAAAACCAUGUGGUGUAACAUAGCAAUCUGAUGGAAAAACUUUACACUCCAAUGUUUUUUAACUGCCAUAGUCAUUGUUAUUACUGUAUUAUGCAGUAAAAUAAAAUAAAAAAUACCAAGGGUGUAAAAAUGCGAUGGUCAUUUUUUAAAAAAUUUUUUAUUAUUGUUUUUGGUAUGGCUGUGACAUGCAGAACGUGGAGUGACUAUAACCAAAAACAAAGUAGGAACUCUACCUCCUCUCUUCCCUCUCUUAGAGGCAGGACGUUGAUUUUUACUCGUUGAUUAUUACUCCCUUUAUGUAUCGUGUCUUGUUUACGUAUGCGUCUCGUCUGUUUUUCAGUUGGUGGCUUAAUUCAAGUCGCUAUAGCUGUUAAAGGGAAACUUAGACAAAUUUUUUUUGCAGAGGGUGAAGCCAAGCUAACCUUUUCAAGCCAAACUAACCCUAAACACAACAGUCACACAAUAACACAAACAAACUGCAAACAGUGCAGUGGUAAACCAGCAGCUCCCAUGUUCAGCAAGGUAAAAUUACCAUUUUGUCAGUGUAGUCUGGCUUUGAAGAGAGCAUAAGUUUUACAUGUUGUUCAGGUCCCUGUCAAAACGAGCUGUCUGUUUGGAAAGUACAAGGGUUUACCACGAUAUAUCAGUUUUAAGGUAUACUGUAAUAUGAAAAUUGAUGAUUAUCAUACUGUGUGCAUUCAUCUACGAUAUUGGGAAAAAAAUGCAACUGGAAGAAGAAUCUCAACUAUAUUUUAGUUAUUUUUUGGGAUGCAUGUCAUUGGUAUCAGCUGAUAUUGGCUUUAAAAUGAACUAUCAGAAUCUGCCCUUUUUUAAUUUUGCACAAUGAAUGAAUAUAUCAUACAUUAAAGAGUAUUGUGUUUCAUGUCUCCAUCUGCUGAUGGGCCAUCACGACAAGGGUAUGCAUGUAUAAUAUGUUAAUUCCACUACAGAAGUGAUUGAUGAUCACUAAACUUAGGUCGAGAAAAAGUGAAUAUAUCGAUAUCAGUGUUUGUUAUCAGCCAGAUGAGUUGUUAUUUAUCAGCAUAUCAGAUAUCAACAAAAAAUCCAUUAUUAUGCAUCCCUUGUCAUUUUCAAAAGGGAGACUUUUUACACAUACUUA
Molecule: messenger RNA, 2704 nt
Organism: Epinephelus moara (kelp grouper)
Lineage: Eukaryota; Metazoa; Chordata; Actinopteri; Perciformes; Serranidae
Exons: 9
Coding region: 42-1379 (445 amino acids)
Biological process (GO): anatomical structure development; regulation of cell population proliferation; regulation of transcription by RNA polymerase II
Cellular component (GO): nucleus
Molecular function (GO): DNA-binding transcription factor activity, RNA polymerase II-specific; RNA polymerase II transcription regulatory region sequence-specific DNA binding
Source: RefSeq, a predicted model, not a curated record